This is a messenger RNA of Penaeus monodon (black tiger shrimp), 582 nucleotides long. RefSeq names its product spidroin-2-like. Lineage: Eukaryota; Metazoa; Arthropoda; Malacostraca; Decapoda; Penaeidae. The transcript has 2 exons. The record is from RefSeq and is a predicted model, not a curated record. The coding region runs from base 1 to 582 and encodes 193 amino acids.
AUGUGCCCGGGCCCGGAGUGCCAGGGGCAAGAGGUCAGGGGGAAAGGGGCCUGGCAAGGGGCCGGGUCAAGUGUGCCCCGGGCAGGGGUGUCAGGGUCAAGUGGCCCGGGGGCCCGGAGUGUCAGGGCCAGGAGUGCCAGGGGCAAGUUGCCCCGGGCCCCGGAGUGCCCCGGGCCAGGUGUUCAGGGCAAGGGUGCCGGGUCAGUGUGCCCGGGCCAGGAGUGCCAUGGCAAGGACGUCGGGGCCCGGAGUGCCAUGGCAAGGGCGUCAGGGCCAGGAGUGCAAGGGCAAGUGUUCGGGGAAGGGUGCCAGGGCCAGGGGUGUCAGGGCAAGGAUGCCAGGGUCAAGUGUGCCAGGGGCCCCGGGGGCCAUGGCAAGGCUGUCAGGGCCCCGGAUGCCCAAAGGGUCCAGGGGGGGUCCAGGGAGGGCCAGGAUGCCAGGGCAAUUUACGGGGCCCGGGGCCAGGAGUAUCAGGGGGCCCGAGCUCCACGUCGGUGCCAGAACCCAGCGCCCGGCGAGAGCCAAGUUGACAAGUAUGCUGACCUGGGAUCGACCGUCAGAACGUCAGCCCCACAGUCUUAA